This is a messenger RNA of Polyodon spathula (Mississippi paddlefish), 2418 nucleotides long. RefSeq names its product vertnin-like. Bases 1 to 2079 code for a protein of 692 amino acids. The transcript has a single exon. NCBI's taxonomy places the organism in Eukaryota, Metazoa, Chordata, Actinopteri, Acipenseriformes, Polyodontidae. The record is from RefSeq and is a predicted model, not a curated record. Gene Ontology annotation, cellular component: chromatin. Gene Ontology annotation, biological process: regulation of transcription by RNA polymerase II.
AUGGUUCAAAGGCGUGGUGAGGUUGUGCAGUCUGUGCUGAGGGAGCUGCAGGAUGCUACAGAAUGCGUUGGUUUGGGAAGGCUGGUCAGUGCUGCCCUGGAGGUGGAACAUGCCCUGUCCAGUUUUCUCCUCCCUGUCACCUGUAACGAGGGCCACCCAGCAAGUGCUGACAUUGACUCAAUGGCUAGAUGCCUUUACCCACAAGAUGCUCCUGUCCACAUGGUCCCGCUGGCUUGCAAAGGAGAUGGAAAUCUUCUGUUCGAUGCAACCAGCAUACUCCUUGUUGGGAACACUAGCCUGAGCUUGGAGCUUCAAGUCAGGACGGUGGUGGAGAUGCUGCUUCGCAAGCGCUACUAUCUCCACGGUAUGAUAGACUCUAAAGUCAUGCUGCAGGCAGCCAGGUUUUCCUUGUGUACAGAGGAGUCAGCACAACAGAUGAACUUAUCCAUGGCGGUGUUAGAGGCUAUCUUUGAUGCUGACGUGAAAGCCACUUGCUUCCCUGGAACAUUUGCCAAUAUGUGGCAUGUCUACGCCCUCGCAUCUGUCGUUCAGUGCAACAUCUACUCCAUUUACCCCAUGCGCAACCUGAAGAUCCGCCCAUACUUCAAUCGACUCAUUCGCCCGAGGACCUGGCCACAGGGCUCUGAACUGAUGACGCUUCAUAUCAUGUGGUCAGGUGAACUGGAGUCCGGGUCUGUCUUCAAACCUCAGCACUUUGUGCCGGUCAUGCAAACCAAGGAUGCUCAGAUGGGGAGCCCAGAUGAUGAAGAGCAUGCCCUCCCUUUAAAGACUUUGGAGCUUUUGAACCGGGAUCCCCAGCUCUCAUACUCAAGCCUCAAAGACCGGUACAACAUCACAAAGAGUACUUUCUAUCGGUGGAAGAGGCAGACCCAGGAGCACAGAAAGAAAGCUGCAGCAAGGUACGAGGCGAAGCACUUCCUCCAGAUGUGCUUUGCAGAGGGCAAGCUGUUGCCUCUUAAUCAAUUUAAGGAAUUCUUUCCUGAAAUCUCCAGGUCAACAUACUAUGCUUGGAAGCAUGAGCUGCUCCAGGCAGGAGGUGGUGAUACUUUCAUGAUCACGAAGAAGCAGGAAGUAGGAGCUGCUGGAGAUGUUUUGGAGCAGGAAGGUUGGUCCCCUCCAGAAAGACACCCCCAGAAUUAUUACGGGAGUGUACCACCCCCCAACGUCCCGAUCAGCCCCAACAGUGAGAAGCUGGUUGGCGAUCGAGCCCAGAACUUUGCUUUCAUGCAGGAAGCCAAAAAGUGCUUGCAGAACUGUAUUGCAACGAACGCCCUACUUCCAUACAGGAACUUUAAAAAGAGUUUUCCUGGGAUUUCUAGGUCAACCUACUACAACUGGAGGAGAGAAGCCAUAAUGGCCAACCCUGGUUUUAAAGACGCCUUUGGCAGCAGUGAGGAUAGCUUGGAUGCAGAGAGAAGCCCUCUUGCAGAUGCACAGUGUCCAGUGAAAAUGGAAGCCCCUGUGCCUUUUGCUAAGGUGACCCGUGGCGAACGACAUAAAGAGAGUUUCUACUCCUCUUUUGAGAGACGGAAAAAGGUCAGAGAAGAAGCCAAGAGGUGGGUUCAGAAGUGUGGCCUGGCCUUUUGCCACUUCAAAGUCAAGUACCCUAUGAUUUCUUCGUCCUCCUUUUGGUUUUGGAAGAAGACCAUUGUGGUUAAGAAAGUGGAGAAAGCCUUUCGCUGGGAUGCAGACUGGUCCAAAUCUUCAGUUUAUACCCGCCCGGUUCUCAGCAGGCAAACCACGCUGGAGAGGGAGCUUGUGCCACCGUUCGAGAAGAGUAAUGAACGCUUGGACAAGAGGCCCUUCAGUCCCUACAAUGCAACGAUCUCGGCAUAUACGGUUUCUGAUAAGAAUGUGGAUGACCAGGUCUUUGUCAUGGAUGUUGUAGCCCUUGCAAACUUUAAGGCCAAAGCUAAGCUCUUCCUGCAGCAACGCUUUGAAGAAAAAUCCUUCCCCACGUUCAAGGAGUUCAGGUCCUAUUUCCCCCUCACUCCACGCUCCACCUAUUACAUGUGGAAAAGGGCUCUGCAUCACGGCCUUAUGUUAGUACAUGGAUGAAUUAACAAACUAAAGUAACAGCAAUGGGCUAAAAACCAGGUUUUCUUUAGCUUGUAAAUCAGAGUUAUUUCAGUACUUUUGUUUUUCAUGUAAAUGGUUUACUCUGCUAAAUUUAGUUUUUUUCCAAGCUUUUAAACCAGUUAUUCCAUGUCUGCUUACAAAUGGGUUUUCAAGCUUUUCUGCUCAGGGGUGCUCGAGGUGAAGUGGCACAGGGGCACUUUCUCACCUCCUUGGUUUUAUUCAGAUUGUUGCAUUGAGCUCAUGGAUUUGAACACACAACCCCCACUUGCUUGUUUUAUUAUUAUUAUUAUUAUUUGUUUAUUUAGCAGGCGCUUUUAU